UUUUUAUUGGUUUUAAGACAACUACAUUUGUUCAAAAACUAUGAAUGAGAUUAACCUAAACGUUAUAUCUUCUUAGCCCCAGGGGGCGGUAAUGCAACUUGAAGGAGGGCAACCGCCCGCCAAUUGACUCCAAAAAGAAGACGAAGAAGAACAAAGCGAUGUUUUGAAUCACUCCCUUAUUUAUCGUUCUGUUGAGUCUUUUUUUUUUCCUGAAAAAUCCACAGCCUGGUUUAUCCUGAUGUCUUAAGAAUGAAGCUGGUGGACAUUAAGAAGUUAAAAGUGGCCGAACUGCGGUCCAAACUAACCGAACUGGGUUUGGACAGUAGAGGUUUGAAGGCUGACCUGGUGGACAGACUAUGGUCAGCCUCGCAGUCAGUACAGAGUCCAGAACAUGUAGAACUGCUGGAGGGCAGCUCAUCAACACCCUCUGGACCGACGGAACCAGUUGAAGUUCAGGUUCGGACCGAGUCCUCAUCACUGCCGGUGGUCGACUGUGCCGCUGCGCCGUGUGAAGUAGACCGGGGUAGAGAGUACACAGACACUGCCACUCAGACUGAGCCACAACCCGGUCCACCAGCGGUACCACCGGGUUCUGAGUGCCGUUCAGGGACCGAGACUGUCUGCCAGGCGGAGGGCAGGCAGCUGGGGUAUUCAGAUGGUCCUCUCUCUGAGGAAACGGGCAGAGGAAGAGCUUUCUACGAGUUCAAGGAGGAGAUACGAUACAAAAGAUCCAAAUCACCACAGCUUCAACAGGACAAAGGCGAGGAAAAGUGGGAUGAAGAUAAAGUUAGAUUAGAUCCAUACGGCUGUCACCUCCACUUUGAAGUGAGCUCUGAUGGGUCCUGGGGGCAGCCACGGUUCUGGGAUCGGUUCCCGUUGCUCUGGUCCGGCUGCAGGCUCACCCACGGGGUGCGGAAGGGACGGGUGGGGUUUGAGGUUCGGGUGGAGAGGAGGUUGCUGACUGCUGACCAAGAGGUCAAGGAUCCAUACGGACUGAGAGUGGGCUGGUCUGUGGGCGACUCCUCUCUGCUGCUCGGGGAGGACGAGUUUUCUUUCGCUUACGAUGGACGCGGUAAAAAGGUUUCUGAUGGAACCCAAGAGGAGUACGGUGAGCCUCUCUCUGAGGGGGACAUCAUUGGCUGUUAUGCUGCCUUUUCUGCAGAUGGCGCUGUUGAGUUGUUUUUCCAUAAAAACGGUCGUUUCCUGGGCACAGCUUUCUCCCUGAGUGCCUCUCUGCUGCGGGGUCGAGCCUUGGUUCCUCAUGUUCUCUGUAAGAACUGUUCGGUCCGAUUCCUUCUGGACCACAUAACCCCUCAGUGGUACCCUGGACCAAUGGGAUUUAUGCCGCUGACAGCGCUCCCUGCUGGCCAGAGAGUGCGCAUCACAUCGGCUCCUACCUCCAGAAUGCAGUCUGAGGUGGUGAUGAUGGUGGGUCUUCCCGGCUCUGGGAAGAGUUUUUGGGCUCAGACGCUGAUGAAGCAGCAUCCAGAGAAGAAGUACAGACUGCUGGGGACAGAAGAUCUGCUCGCUUGUAUGCUUAGUGGUGGUCAGAGAGACAGCAGGCUGCAGCAGGCCUCCCAGUGUCUAACUGAUCUCAUUAAAGUCGCUGCCAAGACGCCUGGAAACUACAUCCUCGACCAGUGCAACGUCCUCUUCUCUGCACGUCGACACAAGCUGCAGCUGUUUGCAGGCUUCAGGCGGCGGGUGGUGGUGAUCUUCCCGUCUGCCGACGAGUGGAAAACACGACUGUCGCAGCGUCGAAUGAGCGACGGCGAGCAAAUCCCUGAGACUGCCCUGCUCAAACUCCAAGUGAGCUGCAGUCUCCCAGAACCGCAGCCUGACCUGAUUGAGGAGUUACAGUACGCAGAGCUGCCGCAGGAACAGGCACAAAUCCUCCUGACGCAGUACAAAGAGGAGGCUCACAGACUGCUGCCUCCUGUCAUCAAACCAGACAAGAAACCCAGAUGGAACAAGAGAAGACGUCACUUUCUCUGUCCUCCACCGUCAAAUGGGAUGCAGUGGGGAGCUGUUCAUGGUUGGCACAACACAAGAAGUGACAUGCAGCCUUGGAGUCAGCAACCAGAGGCCAGACAUUGGAACCUGCCUUAUCAGCAGCAGAACUACAACUACAGCAGAAGUUUCGGUUUGAGCGGCUACCAGAGUUACUCCUGAGGAAACAUGAAAC
Messenger RNA from Poecilia latipinna (sailfin molly), 2185 nucleotides. RefSeq names its product heterogeneous nuclear ribonucleoprotein U-like protein 2. Gene Ontology annotation, biological process: alternative mRNA splicing, via spliceosome. The transcript has 11 exons. NCBI's taxonomy places the organism in Eukaryota, Metazoa, Chordata, Actinopteri, Cyprinodontiformes, Poeciliidae. The record is from RefSeq and is a predicted model, not a curated record. Gene Ontology annotation, cellular component: nucleus. Gene Ontology annotation, molecular function: protein binding; RNA binding. The coding region runs from base 250 to 2172 and encodes 640 amino acids.